Molecule: messenger RNA, 561 nt
Organism: Perca flavescens (yellow perch)
Lineage: Eukaryota; Metazoa; Chordata; Actinopteri; Perciformes; Percidae
Product: ADP-ribosylation factor-like protein 6
Exons: 7
Coding region: 1-561 (186 amino acids)
Molecular function (GO): GTPase activity; GTP binding
Source: RefSeq, a predicted model, not a curated record
AUGGGGCUGCUGGAUAAACUGUCGGGCUGGCUUGGCCUGAGGAAAAAAGAGGUCAACGUUUUGUGUUUGGGACUGGACAACAGUGGCAAAACUACCAUCAUCAACCAACUCAAACCGUCUAAUACACCGGCACCAGAUAUAGUCCCAACAAUUGGCUUCAACAUUGAGAAGUUCAAGAGUUCAAGCCUGUCUUUUACGGUCUUUGAUAUGUCUGGGCAGAGCAGAUAUAGAAACCUAUGGGAGCAUUACUACAAAGAGAGCCAUGCCAUCAUAUUUGUCAUUGACAGCGGUGACAAACUGAGAAUGGUUGUUGCCAAAGAGGAGCUAGAAACUCUUCUCAAUCACGAAGAUAUCCGCAGCAAAAAGAUACCAGUAUUGUUCUUUGCUAACAAGACGGAUCUGCGUGAUGCCAUGUCUUCUGUCAAAGUCUCACAGAUGUUGUCUUUAGAGAACAUCAAAGACAAACCCUGGAACAUCUGUGCCAGCAAUGCUAUCAAAGGAGAGGGUCUCCAGGAAGGGUUGGACUGGCUACAAGAUCAUAUGAAAACAAUGAGCACAUGA